Molecule: messenger RNA, 714 nt
Organism: Lathyrus sativus (Indian pea)
Lineage: Eukaryota; Viridiplantae; Streptophyta; Magnoliopsida; Fabales; Fabaceae
Source: the annotation of a GenBank genome assembly
AUGGGAGAGUUACCUCUACUUGGUGAAGCCACUGCUACUACGGAUACGGAGCUCCGUUUACCCAACCCGGUUCAAAACAGGCCCAAACGGCCCAGAGAUAGUAACAACAGCAACCACCCGGUUUACCGAGGCGUCCGGAUGCGGGCUUGGGGGAAAUGGGUAUCCGAAAUCCGCGAGCCGCGGAAAAAGAAUCGGAUCUGGCUCGGGACGUUCGCCACGCCGGAAAUGGCGGCUCGAGCUCAUGACGUGGCAGCUCUCGCUAUCAAAGGAAACUCAGCCAUCCUCAACUUCCCUGAACUCGCACCGUUAAUGCCUCGACCAGAGUCGAAAUCUCCUCGCGACGUUCAAGCCGCCGCCGUCAAAGCCGCUGCCAUGGAAGUUCCUGAUCAACAAACUACAACAUCGCAGUCACAUACUUCAUCUUCUUCUUCUUUCUCUUCGCUGUCGCAAUCCUCGUCGUCGUCUUCGUUGGCGGUUUCGUCUUCCGACGAACCGUCAACGCCAGAACCAGACGAACUCGGUGAGAUAGUGGAACUACCAGCAUUGGGAACGAGUUUCGAAUUACCCGACCCGGUUAAUAUGGUAUUUUCCGACCCGGUGGAUGGAUGGCCUUAUUAUUCACACAGUUGGGAUCAGAUUUCAAUGCAUCAAGACAACUCUGAAAGUAUAAGUAUGAUUCUUUGUGGUUUUGAGGGUUCAUUAUGGCAGCAUUAA